Molecule: messenger RNA, 1809 nt
Organism: Prorocentrum cordatum
Lineage: Eukaryota; Dinophyceae; Prorocentrales; Prorocentraceae
Source: the annotation of a GenBank genome assembly
AUGCUGCACGGGGCGGGCCCCUGCUCGGAUCUCCCGGAGGCGGAAUGCUGCCCGGGGCCGGUCUCCCCGCGGCAGCGGGCGGCGCUGGCGCCGCCCUGCGCGGCGGAGGCCUGGGCGGCCCACAGGGAGCACUGCGGCGCCUGGCCCUCCCGCGCGGAGGCCGCCGCGUGGGGCGGCGGGCACGCCCUGCCGAGGCUCGGCGGCGCCCUCUCCAGCACCGCGCCCUCGACGCCGCAGUCCUCCGGCCGGCGCGCGGCCGAGGGCGACGGGGCGGAGCCAACCGCUGCAGCCGCGGACGCCGUCGACCGGGCCCUCAGCGGCGGCGGCGGCUGCCGGCUGCUGCGCAUCCUCCUGGACGGCCGCGUGCUGGGGAGCGUGGAGGUCGCGCUGGAUUCAAGCAUCACGCUGUUCGAUCUGCGCGGGAUGAUCGCGGAGGACCAGAUUCAGGGAGUCCCGCCAGAGUUCUGCUUCCUGCUCAACGGCGGCCCCGUGUCCGAGCCGCAGGAGAAGCGCUGGCUGGCUGCGAACUGCCUGCCGGCCCUGGACAUCGCCGAACGGAACGCCGAUGGAUCCUGGGGCCUCUUCGGCUUCUUCGCCUACCUCUUCGGCUCCUCCGGCCCGGCGCCCGCCUCGCCCGACCCGGCCUCGGCAGCCCCGGCGCCCUGGUCCCCGGGGCCCCUCCCGGCCAGGCCGGCUCCCCCAGAGCCGCCGGCCCUCCUCGCGGCGCAGCGGGCCGCCCUGGCGGCGGCGGCGCGAAGUGCGCCGCGGGCGCAGCACGCCGACGACGUGCUCUCGCACUCCCAGCUCGGGUGCUGCCAGACGUUCGACCUCACCGAGCACGACGUAGACGAGGACGGGUGUCUGGCCAUGCCGAGCGCGACGGGCGGUGCCGCUGGCAGCUUCGGGCGCUCCAGGGGUGGCCAGGGGCCGCAAGCGACCCGCGACGCGGAGGGCUCGCUCGCAAGCGAUGGCCUGCUGCCUUCCCCCGAGGAGCUGGGCAACCCGAUGCAGCCGCGGCCGGACCGCUCGGUGGAGGCGCAACGCAAGCCGCUGCCGUCGGUGCCGCGCGCACCGCGGCCCCGGGCGAGGAGCAACUCGGCGGGCGCCGUCUCCAGAGCCAUGUACGCGCGCGGCGACAGCCGACCAGGCAGCGCCAGCUCCAAGGGCUCCAACGACGGGCGGCUGUCGCGCUGCGGCAGCGGCAUCGUGAGGGACGAGAGCCCGCAGAGGUUCGCGCGCGUGCACGCGCUGCAGCGCCACGACGAGGGGCAGGAGCAGAGUCUGCCCAUGGGCCCGCCCCCGAGGCCCUUCAGCGCGCACAGCCUCAACGGGGACUUUCGCCGCGGCCGCUCGCUGUCCGUGGAUGCCUCGGCCAGGCCGCCCGCCGCGGCGCCCGCCGGCGGCCGCCGGCGCGUGCUGGAGCGCGAGGCGCGGGGCGAGGAGCAGAAGCUGGAGUUCUUCCCGCGGGCCUGUGACUCCCGCACGGGCCGCCCCGGCGGCUCGGGGGACCACCGGCGCGUGAACCAGCUCGACCGGGAGUUCGCCGAGCCCAGCGACCAGGCGCCGCGGGCGCCAGUGCGCAGCGGCAGCACGGAGGGGGCCCGCGGGGCGGCGGCUGCCCGGAGUUCCCGCGCAGGAACGUCCUGGCGGACGAGGCCAAGCGGUCGGCGCCUGCGUGCGGGGUGCCCAAGCCGCCGUCCUGGGACGCCGACGGGCCCCACUACCACCGCAGCAAGCUGCUCGGCCGCGACCAGGAUCUCCCCGGACAUAGGCUUCAGCGCGGCCCAGCUCUGCCACGCGGGCGCCUGA